UGCGUUCGGCUUUCCUACGAAGGCCAAGGCCCGACUUGUUGCAAGAGGAGAUAUGCAGAAGGAAUACAUUGACUUUGGUGAUUUGUAUGCCCCCACUGUAGCUUCGUCUAGUGUCCGAAUGUUGGCAGCUUUGGCGUGUGAGCUUGACUUGGAGUUGUGUCAUUUCGAUAUCGAUCAGGCAUUUGUGAGGGCCCCUCUCAAGGAAGACAUUUUCAUGCGAUUGCCGGAAGGAUGUGGUGCGUUAUCGGGGAAGAUUGUGCAGUUGAACAAGAGUCUUUACGGUUUGAGGCAGGCAUCUAGGGAGUGGUACGCGUUGCUGAAGAAGUGUCUUUUGGCUUUGGGUUUCGAGCAGUGCAUGGCCGAUUCGUGUGUUUUUAGUUUAGUCGAAAAGGGGGAAGUAGUGUUGAUCCUAGCAGUACACGUAGACGACAUUUUUGCAGUGGGGACGAAGGAGAGGUGUGAUCAAUUUGGAAAGGACCUGGGCGAGUACGUACCGGUGAAGUCUCUGGGGGAGUUGCAGUGGUACUCCGGUUGCUAUUACGAGAGGGACAGAGAGGCAGCUAGAUUGACGAUUUCGCAGGAGACAUACACUUAGGAGUUGGGAGAGAGAUAUGGUGUGGAGUGGGGCGGAGGCAUUCCUUUGCCCACGACUUGGAGACUUUGGGACUUUGACGUGAAUGAGCCGAGCGUGGAGUACCCAUUUCGCGCGCUGAUUGGUUCGUUGCUAUGGAUAGCUUUGUUGACUAGGCCGGAUAUCGCCAAUGCAGUGAGGGCAGUGGCGAGGUACUGUAGUGAACCCAAGUUGAUCCACUGGAAGGCUGCACUUAGCAUUUUAGGGUAUGCAGUUAGGACUAGUUCUUUCGGGAUUUCUUUUCAGAGGGGGACGGUUUCAGGAUUUUCUUUGAUCACGUUCGCCGACGCGGACUACGCCUCGCGUGCGGCGGAUCGCAGGUCGGUUUCAGGGGGAGUGGUAAUGUGUGCAGGGGGAGCGAUCGCAUGGUUUUCCAAGACUCAGAAGUGUGUGACUUUGUCCACCACGCAGGCAGAGUACGUGGCGAUGGCGGAUAUGGGGAAGGAAAUUCUUUUUCUGAGGCAGGUUUGGCGCUUUAUGUUGCCGAAGGAGUUGCGGCCGUGCAUUCCACUGUACGAGGAUAAUGAGGGUGCUAUCCAGAUCGCAAAACACCCGAUCUCGAAUUCCAACUCGAAGCACAUCGACGUGCGGCAUCACUUCCUCAGACAACUGGUAGAUGAGAAGGAGGUAGAGAUCAUUCAAGUAGCGUCGCAGUAGCAGCAUG
Molecule: messenger RNA, 1295 nt
Organism: Ectocarpus sp. CCAP 1310/34
Lineage: Eukaryota; Phaeophyceae; Ectocarpales; Ectocarpaceae
Source: the annotation of a GenBank genome assembly